GGCAAAGACCGCCUGAUGUUUUCCGCGCGGUACCUAGUACGAUUGUUUAUCCGCCAUUUUGUAUUACUGGUGUACGCGCAGUUUUCGCUGGCACAUUUUCUCACCGAUUUUAUCAUGAGUCCCAAUCGCUAAAAAACUCAGUUUCGAUAUCGCCCUCAAGUGAACUAGUGUUCUAGCAAAUAAAAGCCCGCAAAGCGCACCAUGUGAAGUGCACUCCUUAAAACGGGUGACAACGCUAUGACGAAUCGUGACAAGUUGCCUCAAGUUUCGACCCAACUUUUCCUGACUUUUUGAGGCCAAAUGGCCAUUUUCAAAUAAACCGAACAAUACUUGAGCGCUCCACAAAUGGUUUUAUAUCCCUUAUAGGAUGUCUGGUCAGAGUGGAGGACACCGGUUGCGGCUCUCGAAGCUUAACGAGCAACUGACAUGCAAACUGUGUGGUGGAUACUUCAUUGAUGCUACCACGAUCAUAGAAUGUUUACAUUCAUUUUGCAGAAGUUGCAUUGUGAAGUAUUUGGAAAGCAACAAGUAUUGUCCUAUCUGCGAGGUUCAGGUGCACAAGAGUAAACCAUUACUAAACAUACGGCCUGAUCAUACUUUGCAAGAUAUCGUGUACAAGCUUGUACCAGGAUGUUAUCAAAAUGAGAUGCGAUGUCGAAGAGAAUUCUAUACCAAACAUCCGGAGGCCAGAAACGAGUCAAUGUCACCGGAAUCUCGUGGCGAGCCAACAGAAUCUCACAUAUACUCGCCGGACGAGUCACUGAGCUUGUCAUUGGAAUAUUAUAAUCCCAAUUUGAAAGAGGAGUCCGACGAUGCUUCUAAGGAAACCUCACCGAAGCCGUUACCGAGACGGUACCUUCGGUGUCCUGCAGCCGUGACGGUUUUUCACCUUCAAAAACUUAUUCGAGCCAAGUAUGGACUCACCGACGCGCAUCGAGUGGACGUUAUGUACAAAGAAGAGCCGUUGUGCGGCAGCUAUACGUUGAUGGACGUAAUGUACAUCUACCACUGGAGACGGAAAGUACCGCUUCAUCUGAGCUACAGGAUAUUUGAGUCCUCACCAAAGAGGAUCAAACUUUCAGACGACAAUCCUGACUUUAAACAGUCCUUGUCGAACGCAGGUAUUAGUCCUCUGGACUCCAAGGAGGAUGGGUUGACGAAGCGCGAGUGGAAGGAAGUUCAGCUGAAGAUAUCCGAAACGGGUGUGAUGAGCGUCACCGACAUAACCAGUCCUGACAACAAGAAGAGUACAAAAAUCCAAGAUGCUGAAGAUCAGAAAGGAUCCGGUGAGAUGGCCGAGGCUGUAAAUAAAUCCGACAUAGUAUUACAACCAUCUGAUAAGGAUGGGGACGGGUUGAACUCGACGGAGCAAGGGAAGAGUUCCUCAAAAACCGACGAGAUCAUCUCUAAGGAGGCUAAGAUGGUUGGUCAGGAUGCUGAGAAAAGUAUACCGUCACAAACCAACAAAAACUCUGGGGAACCUAAGGAUUCUCGGGGACAGUCAAAUGACCUUCAGGAAGCUAAUGAGGCCAAAAAGACUCAAGAGAAUAUUCAGAAAAAGAGUGAAGAUCUUCAGUAUGACAAAGCUGACAAUUCUAUUCGGAAAAUCAACAAUCCCGAUAAGUCAUCAUCAGCAACCAGCAGUCAGAAAAAUUCUGAGGAGAAAAGCAAUGCAGACUCGGUAAUUGUCGAGGACAAGGAUACGGAGGGUAAGCAAAUCUUAACUAACAACAACGUGAUUAAUACCGAGGCGGCUAAGGUCGACGAUCAAAAGAUCACGAGUGUUAACGAGGUUAAAAGUACAGUGCCGCCUAGUGCAGGAUCUAAGAUCGAUGCUCUCAGUGCAAAGCUUCAGUUCCAGCCCAAAGUGGGACAAGUGAACAAUACGUACUCGAAGAAGACACCAAAAGAUAAGAGGACAGCAUCAUCGGGACCCAGGAAGUUCGAAUCUAAGGAAACGGUGAAGGUGGAUCCUAAGGCAUCGGAAUCUGGUAAUAGCAAAAGGACCAAUUGCAAUGCUAAUAACAAAUUAACCACUCCGGUUAACGUAGUAUCAACCCAGUCUAAGACAACGGCAACUCUAUCUAGUGCCUCGCAGACAAGCUGCCUCCUGGUGUCUUCAGCGGCAUCUGCUACCUAUGUAACUGCACCGUCUGCGGCGGUGUCAAGCAUACAGAACUCUUCAUUGGCGGACAAUAGGAACACAGUACAAAGUACUCAAAGUACAACUGUAAACCUGCAACAGACUUUAAAUUCACCGGGUCAGAGAAUGAGCUUCUCGGAGCAGAGUUUGACGACUCCUGGACAGAGAUCUUCAACGUCUACGACUGCCUCUUCCAGUAGUGUCACUCAGAAGAUGACUUUCUCUAGGAACAGCAGUUUACCGCCUUCCAGUGAGAGCUUGGCGUCCAUUGGUUUGAAUGUCUCAACGGCGAUGAUGAAUAUGGGUCAGGGUUGUCCCACUUUCCCUUACACAGUCCAGGAUUUGGUGAGCAAUAAUAUGCUCAAGAGUCCUUCGAAAACUUCUGGAGUAGGUGCUGGACAAAAGUCGACUUUAGUAUCCUCUCAGAAUACUGGGAUUUCAUCCACUGGCUCUGGAGGUCAGCCUUGUUCCUCACCGUUCGCUAUACAGACCCCCUCGAUGAGCAUUUACUCAGUGUCUACUUCUACGAAGAAUAAUGUAUAUCCUAAUGUGUCCGAGGGUAAUAACACGUUGGGAAAGCAAACUCUGUCGAAGGGUGGGUUUGAAAUGAGUAAUGCUUACUCAGUGCCACCAUGUCCGGAUGCCAUACCGAUAUCUUUAAUGAAGCCUACGGUCAGAAAACAUGAAGUCAUUGCUAAGGGCACCAAUUUGAACGAGAUUUGUGCAAAGAUUGGUACAUCAGGAUCAAAGAUCAAUGACAUUUGUGCUAAGAUUGGUGAGAAUUCAAAGGAGAAGAAUAAAGCUGAGACUCGUAGUCGUCCUGAAAUCCCAGAUCUUUUGAAAAUUGCCAGGAAGACUCCAUCGACCUCAUCCUCGGGGGAUGUGGUUGUUAAACAUAUUCCUAACAUACCUAACGUGCCCAUAUUCACUCCCAGCAAUAGCCUGGCUAACACUGAGAGUAAGGGUUCUUACCAGUCUAAAGACACUGGCAAAAGUAUGAUUUCCUCAACAACAACAUCACAAUCCGGAUCUAGUUCCCAUUCCUCUCAGAAGAUACCCUCGUUAAAGAAACAGAGUCAGCCAGUGGGUUACAAAACACUCAAAGAUCCACCCAAGACUUGGAAUCCUACCUUGUCUAAGAACAAUUAUGUGGCAGUAAAGAAUCAGACCAAAGAAAUGCAAAAUCAGUCCCAGGCAGCAUCUACGUCGGAGUCAGGAAGUUCUAAGCCAAUACCGUCGAAACCGGCGAAGAUAUUCAAGAUGAGGAACAUGCCUAGAUACUUGGGUAAUCCAGCAUCCGGUGUAAAGCCUAUGUAUGGUAUGUCUAACGAAUCAAAGGAUAAGGAACAGUCAUCCUCUGGAUCUAAAAACUCCACUCUGAACAUGAUGAAGAUUGACCCGAAGACGCUAUCCCCAAUAGUGUCGACGGUGAACUCCCCUAUAGUGUCGCCACCUCCGUAUUCGCCGAAUGCUAGAAGUUAUCAGAACACACCCUUCCCUAGGGAUAUAUGUCGCACUACGGGCUCACCUAUCUCGCCUAGGAAUUCACCGGUUAAUAUGCUCUCCACAAAUCCUUUUAUACCAUCACCAACGCCUAAUACCAAUCCCAGGUUGAUAUACUCGCAUUUCCCACCACCGUUUCCCGAUGCCAGCAGGUUCCCAAAUCCUCUAAUCAGGACACCCAUAGGAAUACCUUCUGCGAGUGCUUAUCACAGCAGCUUGCCACCCUCGAUAAAUAAACUAUAUCAGCGCACGAAUUACAUACCGCAGACUACGGCGUAUUCUCCGGUAACCCAGCCGCCUACGGUGCAAAGAAUACCGCCAAGCACUCACUCCUCUUCGCCAAAGUCUCCGAAGAUGUCCUCGUCCAGUGCCAGCUCGUCGUUCAAUCUGGCCAAGACAGAGACGCAAACGUCGAUUCCAACUUCGGUGGAAAAUGUCGCUAUUCACUUGGGGAAAAGUCAGGUCACUCAACAGGAAGUGAACUCAGCUUUUAAUCUGUCAAAGAGUGGCACCAGAACAAGUGCCGCUUCUGAGUUCUUGAGAACGACGUCACCGGACGUUCCUCAGAGUCCUAAGAGCACUACAUCGAAUUCCACGAACCAGGUCAAACAGCAGAGCACUCCCACGUCUUCGGGGAAGACUAAGCCGAAGCUUACCUUGGACAUACCACCACCCGAUAACGUUACUCAGCAUAGAGUGAAGGACGAGGAGUCGCAGAAGGAUUGCGACAGGACUAAAGAUGAUACUCAGGAUAAGAUUAAAGCUUCAGAAGGCGUCGCAAAGGUAGAUGUCGAGGAAGUAACAGUCGCUGAUCUGGAGAAGAACGAAAAGUCGUCAACGAAAUUAAACGGCGAGGUUAAUCCGGAAGUUCCCCCAACUUCUGGUAAAGCUAAAGAUGAUCCUGACACUAAGUCCACGGAGAAUACCUCAGAGAGCAAGACCUCAAGUUCCAAGGAACAAACAAAAGCUACAGAUGGUAUUCCUCCCUCGAAGGAGUCCUCGGCGAUUCCAGAGGAACAAAACAAAACCGACACUAAGAACGACGAGCUGGGAAAAAGCGGUGAGCAGAUCCAGGCUAAAAAAUCGGAGGCUCAAAGAAACAAAGCUGAAUCGUAACCUAGGAAUCGGCUUACUCGUGGAUGAUCUUCAUUAGAAGUCAAUCACCCUGGACCGCUCGAUUCUAUUACCGGUUGGCUGUACAUUUCUGUAUAUAGUAACUGGAAAUCUAAUUAUUAUUUCUAAGUACAGUUUUACUAAUUAACUUUUCAGUUCGAUUUUAAUCGUGUGUCCACCACGGCAUUUCAGGAGAACUUGUGUGACACUUUGAAGGAUAACACCUCAAAUCCAUGUCAAGAAAUGCUCCUUUCUCAUCCAUAUCACGUUAUCAUCAUUUGGCCCAGAAGUUUCAUAAAUCUUUCAAUAAAUAAUCAAUUCAUUUAAUCUCUCAUACAUUACAAUAUCACAAUUUUUUUCUCGUUUAUGCGAAUCUUUAUUAGUCACUUCUGUGACUGUUAUCAUGGAGCAUACUAAUGACACGUUAUCACUUAUUAUUUACCAUUCGCUAUUCUCAAUGGUCUUGCGAGGUACAAUCCAGUUUAGUGAUCACCCAAGUUCUCGGGAGGAGCUUCGAAUUAAUUGUUGUCGCGACAGGCCGGCUUUAACGCAGUGUAAUAAUAAUUAGUAUACAAAAAUUUCGUUGAUUGCGCUUCAAAUCCUGUCCCGACUUACAUACGGAUAAAUAUUAGCUGUUGAUUUGUUAAUAGAACAUCCUGUCUCUGUGUACAUUCAUGUUAAUUUUAAUGAGUCUAUCUCGACAUUUUAUCAAUCGCUAUCAAGACGCUGUUUCGGAACCACGACAUUACCGGUAACAUAUGCAAUGUAACAGGAAGACAGAGAAGAGGAAGAAGGAAGUGACUGAUAAGAGGAAAAAAAGGAAAGAAUAAGAAAGCGAAGGAUUUUAAAAAAGGAAAUCGAAGAAAAUGGCGUAAGAAGAGAAAUACAGGAAGUACGCGCCACAGGCUCACGUACAAGAAUAAAAUAAGUGAACGAGAAAGGCAAAGUGGUUGCGAAUUAAAUAUAUAUAUAUAUAUAUAAUUAUUAUAAAUAUAUAUAUAUAUACACACACACACACACACAUUCAAGUGUUAGACGUAACUAAUUAAAUUAAUAUAAUGUUAUUUAAAGAAGGCAUUUUUAUAUCGUAGGUUGACAAAAAUUUAUAUAGUGUGCAGCCUCGAGUAUCUUCAAAGGAAUCCUCGAUGGUUCGCCAUGACCGGAAACAGGAAAUGACCUGAAAAACAUAAUAUAUAUUGCUAGAGGACAGUUUCCCAGAUAAAUAAUACCACGUCUGAUUCUAAUUGUUUAAACGAAAGAAUCUCGAGGACGCUGUUGUCCGGUGAUUUCGCUUCAAUUAUAAUUCUUUUCUCACAGGUUGAUGAUCAAUUAAUUACUGAAAAUAAUUAUUUAACUAACAAACAGUAUGUCCGUCAUUGAGGACUUGGAAAAUAUUCGAGGUCUGAGAGGGCGGCGUAGUGAAGAGGAAAUGUCCGAGGCCUUAUCGUAUCUUAUAUCGAAUAACGGAUAUGGAACAAUAAAAAGAAAUUAAUUCAAGAAUCCAGAGAGCUUCUGGUAAUUAAUGGGAAUGGGAUUUCAGUAUAUUUAUCGGUGAUUAUAACUAAUGAUGCGCUGUGAUCGUGAUAUUUUUUUUGUACUCUUCACUUUUAUUUGUCAGUCUACGGUUUUUAUUAUUUUGUUUAAUCCCUGUCUUAUCUUAACACAACAGCAAGUAGUGACUUUGAUGAACAAAUCAGAAACAAAGCUGGAGCAAGAUAUGAAGUCUCAACUAAGAUAUGAAAUCUCUAUCUUUCCUAAUAUCUGAGAAAAGGCAAAAGUGUUUAGUGAAUAAGAUCAGACACAAAAGGGAUUGCAGAAAAGGAACAGUAGAUUGUUUCUUUAUUUUUUGGACUUUCAAUUUUGAAAUAAAACCCAACUUGUGCAGACGACACAGCGCAAAUACGUAAAAUUUGCGAAAAGCGAUAAAAUUUUUUAAUUGUCACUAAAUGACAGCAAGAAUUUAAUAUACGAUGAAAAAUCACUUUUUUAGAUCGGAGUUUCCCUCCGCCUUAUUUGUAUAUAGUGUAUCAUUGGUUAAAGAAGUUAUAUAUUAUACGAUAAUUAAAAGAAUUAUUAAUUAUUAA
Cephus cinctus (wheat stem sawfly) is the source of this 6843-nucleotide messenger RNA. Its product is annotated as flocculation protein FLO11. The transcript has 5 exons. Bases 368 to 4762 code for a protein of 1464 amino acids. NCBI's taxonomy places the organism in Eukaryota, Metazoa, Arthropoda, Insecta, Hymenoptera, Cephidae. Gene Ontology annotation, biological process: negative regulation of transcription by RNA polymerase II. Gene Ontology annotation, molecular function: promoter-specific chromatin binding. The record is from RefSeq and is a predicted model, not a curated record. Gene Ontology annotation, cellular component: PRC1 complex.